Messenger RNA from Diachasmimorpha longicaudata, 3616 nucleotides. RefSeq names its product secretin receptor-like. Gene Ontology annotation, biological process: cell surface receptor signaling pathway; adenylate cyclase-modulating G protein-coupled receptor signaling pathway. The transcript is spliced from 13 exons. The record is from RefSeq and is a predicted model, not a curated record. Lineage: Eukaryota; Metazoa; Arthropoda; Insecta; Hymenoptera; Braconidae. Gene Ontology annotation, molecular function: peptide hormone binding; G protein-coupled peptide receptor activity. The coding region runs from base 1355 to 3082 and encodes 575 amino acids. Gene Ontology annotation, cellular component: plasma membrane.
UGAAUUUCCCGAGAAAAUUCUCCGCGAAAUCGACUUCACUUCCUGUCUGACAGGAAACAAAGGAAAUUCCGAAUAAACCGGUUAUCACGUUCGAAUCGUUCCACUCGUGAUUAAGUUACCCCUAAGGGCCACCUGCUGCCCACGACGUCUUCACCCCCGUCUUUAAUCCCAACAUUAAAUCAACAUGAUGCCAGACGAGUUUGUUACCCCAAUCGAUGCCAUAAUAUUCCCGAGUACAUGCCCCACGUGUACCCCAUUGUAUCCAUCGUCACCGGGGUAUGUUGCAUUGUCGAAGGGAUUCGUCCAUCACCACGCGCAACAGUUGGCGACGGGGGAGGUGAAAAUUCCCCGUCGUGAAAAUCUCAUGCGCAAUAUACCGGGAAAGCGCGAGCGACAGAGACGACGACAGACGGAAAACUCUGACGGACAUGCGUAAGAUUCGUCGGAUAUAGCGAGAGCCCUGACUAGUCUCAUUGAAACGACGUCCGUCGACGGACGCGCGCGCUUCCACUGCCAGGACGUUGCUCUCGCCCCCGACGUAGCGAUUUAAAAAAAGUAAUCAGUCCGGAAGAUUAAUUAAUGAGUCAAUCGACCAAGAAUUCACCCACCUGACGAGGGAUAAUUUAACAUAAAUAAUUGAGAGGGUGAAUGAAAAAUUUUCCGUUUAUUUCUCACAACGGAGAGCCCCGAGUCGUAAAAUUUUUCAUUAUCUCCAUCACUCGUGAAAGACAAUCUGGAGUGCUCUGAUCAUCACAUCAUCACCUGUCACACAAACAACAAUCGCCAAGUUGCAUUUUUCGUUAUUAAAUUUCUUCGAUUUUUUUUUCCCUCCCCUCAAUUUUUUGUGUAACGUACUAUUAUUAUCGCAGUUGUACUAGUGUAUCGCGUUAUCACCGCAAUCAGAAUCGCGAUAAAUACACUCGAGUUGGUCGAUGGCAUUCAAUCAGACUGUCGAGGAUAAAUCGAAGCACUUCUUACUCGCAGGGAGUAAAUACACGAGUGACGAUAAAUAUGUGUAAACAGUGAUUUCGCGGGCAAUCGAUAAUUCCGGUUACUCAGUAGUCAGUGAAGUGGUACUUGGGGAGGGCUGUUCUCGGUGAGGUAAUGCCAUGAUUUAUCACAACGGUAAGGAGUUGCGAGGGACAAAGGUGUAAUGCUGGGGGACACCUGGACCGGGUGACACAGUGUGAUUUAUAUGAACAUUCGCGCGAAGACGUCUUUCACUGGGUGACCCUCGAGGAAUAAUAGCCAGUUAAUCAUGCUCCAGACCGCUCGGCUGAAUUCUUAAACAUUCCGUCGUUCGCUGCAGAAACAUCUGUUCGGGAAAGCAAGAGCACAAGGAGAUACAGACACCAUGGCCAACCACAAUGACAUUGAUUUCAACAGUCCCACUAUCCAGCAGCAGAUGCUUGAACUGGGUGCCCUGAGGUGCCACAACGGAUCCAUACCCAGUCCAGGCUGGUGCUCGGAGACCUGGGAUGGUAUUCUCUGUUGGCCAGCAACAGCCCCGGGAGACCUGGCGGUCCUGUCUUGCCCGAGGUACAUCGCGGGAUUCGAUGUACAGGCAAAUGCAUCGCGCCAGUGUUUGCCCGACGGCCAAUGGUACAUGAAGCCAGAGACGAACAGCACGUGGAGCAACUAUACCCAGUGUUACGCAACCCAGUUUGUCACAGUGCUCAUGGAUAUAACGGAAGUGCAGGAGCGCAAUGCAACUCUGAUAAAGAGAUAUCUGCCUAUCGUCACGAAGACAUCGACCAUCGGCUACGCCGUGUCCUUCUCCACUCUUCUCUUCGCAUUUCUCAUCCUGGCCACGAUCAAAUUUAGGAAAUUACGUUGCCCAAGAAAUAUGCUUCACCUGCAUCUAUUCGCCUCUUUUAUACUUCGUGCCUUCAUGGCCCUUCUCAAGGACGUUCUCCAUGUGUCUGGGCUUGAUCUUGCAUCAGAUCUCAUAACGAAAAAUGGUGAGAGGUUCUGGCGAGAUAAUAUACUGGAGAAUGAUGAUAAUAAUUGGCAAUGCAAAGUGUUCACCAGCUUCUGGCAGUAUUUCAUUCUUGCAAAUUAUUCAUGGAUUCUCAUGGAAGGCCUCUAUCUCCAUAAUCUCGUUUUUUUCGCACUAUUUACCGACUCAAACUCCAGCAUCAUGGGUUACGUUCUCCUCGGAUGGGGAUUACCAGCAAUGUUCGUCAUUCCCUGGGUGAUGGUGAGAGCUAUGUAUGAUGACAACUACUGCUGGACCAUCAACGAAAUUCCCGAGCUCUUCCUGAUCAUUCGAGUGCCCACGAUUCUAUCGAUUCUCAUCAAUUUUGUACUUUUCGUUAACAUCGUGAGAGUUUUACUCUCGAAAUUAAAAUCAACAGUGUCGGAGGAGACCCAGAGAUAUAAGAGAUGGGCGAGGAGUACAUUAGUGCUUGUUCCAUUAUUCGGGGUUCAUUACACAGUUUUUUUGGGGCUGUCGUACAGCAUUGGAGUUGAUCAAAGAGUGGAACUCAUUUGGCUCUUUGGGGAUCAAUUAUUCGCCUCUUUUCAGGGCUUCUUCGUAGCGGUGUUGUACUGUUUUUUGAAUGGGGAGGUGAGGACCGAGCUUUCGAGGGUCUUGAGGAGCAAAAAGUGGCCGAGAUUGCGGGGCAGAUGGGGCCCACGACACUCGACCCGAUCAAACAGCGCAUGUAGCUGUAACGGAAAAGCCGGAAAACUCCGUAAAUCCUGGUGGAAAACUCCCUGGCUCGGUUUAUUUCAUCAAAGAACAAUUCAUCGGUCAACACACUCCAUGGCGAGCACACAAGACGUUGCGACAAGGGGUGGUAGUUUAGCGAGCAGCCGGGGAUAUCUCGAUACCGUGGGCGUUGGACCAGGUAUCCAAGAUCCCCAUGAUCAUCCCACUACUCACACUUCACCACUCUGCAGCAAAUACACGGAUCAGUCGGUCCUCUCAUUUUGUUCUCAUAUGUCUGACGUAUCUGCCUGUCCAAUCCGCAUAACGGAUAAGACGGAGAAGCUCCCUGAGGAACACCGCUGCAGCACUGACUACGAGUGCUGCAGUUUGGCAUUUGAAUUGCAUCAUUAUCCGCAGAACAUUCCCUGAUCAACCGACUCAGGAAGAUCGCGGGUGAUAAUUGUGCAGAAUACAAGGCAUAAAGCCCCAGAGAGACGCAGCUCAGCCUUAUGAUCCAUCCCGGAGGAGAGCAAUUCAACCGAAUAACCUCAGACAUAAUUUUUAUACAUAAAUUAAUAUCGCGGAAUUCGCUGGCGAAUUCGAUCGAUCAGGUAUGACUAGAAUUUCGUAUUGACAAGUCAAUGCUCACUAUUUUUACUCCCAGAUGACCUGCAUCAAUGUCCAAAGUAACGCUGUAUUAUUAAUGAUUAUCGGUAAUUAUGAUGUGCAGUUUAAACGAUCACUCCAAUGAAUUUUCUAAUGUUUUGUGGGAUGUAAGUGUUACCUCAGACUUCAGGUGUACCUAAUGACAGUUCUAAUCAAUUAGUCAUAGCAGUGGUGAAUUUUACGGAUGCUCUCUAAUUGUCAGAAAUUUUUAAUGCUUGAAAUUAUGGAAAUUAUGAUAUGUCCAACGAAAUUGAUAUUUUACAAUAAAUACCAUUUUGAUGUAAUUAUUUGUGAAUU